Messenger RNA from Hordeum vulgare subsp. vulgare (domesticated barley), 1749 nucleotides. RefSeq names its product CBL-interacting protein kinase 31-like. The transcript is spliced from 15 exons. The record is from RefSeq and is a predicted model, not a curated record. Gene Ontology annotation, biological process: signal transduction; protein phosphorylation. Bases 184 to 1527 code for a protein of 447 amino acids. Lineage: Eukaryota; Viridiplantae; Streptophyta; Magnoliopsida; Poales; Poaceae. Gene Ontology annotation, molecular function: ATP binding; protein kinase activity.
CCGCAACUGCGAGCUUCUCCCUCCCUCCCUCCCCCCAUCUCCAUCGGCUGCCCGCCGGCUGCUUCUCCUCCCUCGCCGUGCCCGUGGCCCCUCCCCUCCGGCGGCGACUCGAGGCUCCUCUCCGGCGAAGGUCUUUGAAGGCUAGCUUGAAGGGCACCCUAGGAGAGAAACCUGACCUGGAGGAUGUACAAGGCAAGGAGGCAAGCCUCACUCAAGGUGAGGCGACGAGUCGGCAAGUAUGAGCUCGGGCGCACCAUCGGGGAAGGGACGUUCGCCAAGGUCCGGUUCGCAAAGGACACCGAGUCCGGUGAUCAUGUUGCCAUCAAGAUCCUUGACAAGGCCAAGGUUCAGAAGCACGGGUUGGUCGAACAGAUUAGACGAGAAAUCUGUACGAUGAAGCUGAUACAGCACCCCAAUGUCGUCCGCCUGCAUGAGGUGAUGGGAAGUAAGGCAAGAAUCUUCAUCGUUCUGGAGUAUGUUACGGGUGGAGAGCUCCAUGACAUCAUUGCCGCCCAUGGGAGCCUGAAGGAGGAUGAAGCACGCAGAUACUUUCAGCAAUUGAUCAACGCUGUUGAUUAUUGCCAUAGCAGGGGUGUAUACCACCGAGAUCUGAAGCUAGAGAAUUUAUUGCUUGAUACUGCUGGGAACCUCAAAGUCUCAGACUUUGGCUUGAGUGCGAUAUCUGAGCAGGCGAAGGCUGAUGGGUUACUACAUACUACCUGUGGGACACCGAACUAUGUUGCUCCUGAGGUUAUUGAAGAUAAGGGCUAUGAUGGUGCGUUUGCAGACCUUUGGUCUUGUGGGGUAAUUCUUUUUGUGAUGCUUGCUGGAUAUCUGCCUUUUGAGGAUGACAACGUCUCAGCCCUUUAUAAAAAGAUCUCUGGAGCUCAGUUUACUUGUCCCUCUUGGUUUUCUGAUGGAGCUAAAAGACUGAUUCACAGGAUUCUGGAUCCUAAUCCUUCUACUCGUAUAACUAUCCCUCAACUAUUAAAAGAUCCAUGGUUCAAAAAAGGGUACAAGCCACCUGUUUUUCAUGAGAAAUAUCAAACUAGUUUGGAUGAUGUUGAUGCUGCUUUCGGAGACUCGGAAGAAAAACAAGUUAAGGAGGAAAUGGAAGGGCAGCCAGCUUCGAUGAACGCAUUUGAGUUGAUAUCACUGAAUAAGGGACUGAACCUAGACAAUUUUUUUGAAGCUGAUAAGAAGUACAGAAGAGAAACAAGAUUUACAUCGCAGUGUCCUCCUGAAGAAAUCAUCAGUCGGAUAGAGGAAGCAGCUAAGCCACUUGGGUUUGAUAUCCAAAAGAAUAACUACAAGAUGCGAAUGAAGAACCUAGAAGCAGGAAGAAAAGGAAACCUAAAUGUUGCAACUGAGGUUUUCCAAGUGGCUCCAUCUUUGUUUGUUGUUGAGCUGAAAAAGGCAAAAGGAGAUACUCUGGAAUUUCAGAAGUUCUAUAAAACACUCUCUGCACAGAUAAAGGAUGUUGUUUGGGUUUGCGAGAGUGAGGCUGAAGAAAGAAGCUCCACAUGAGGCAGCUGCAGAGUGUCUUUCUCAGGAAGUAGUAUUUUAGGUUCUCAUGUAUAUAGUUGUCCUUUGUCCCUUCCCUGUAGAUUCGUCCGGUGAUCAAUGUAUAUAGAGCUUUAGGCUGGUUCAUGACUUCAUGGUCUAGAAGCAGAUGAAACAUAUACCAGUAGGUUCAAGUACCUCUCUUUUUUUCCCAUGAAGAAGGAAAGGUUAAAGUUUUGUCGAGUA